Messenger RNA from Linum tenue, 636 nucleotides. Lineage: Eukaryota; Viridiplantae; Streptophyta; Magnoliopsida; Malpighiales; Linaceae. The record is from the annotation of a GenBank genome assembly.
AUGGUGGUCUGGGUUCAGUUCCCAGGCUUUCCAGUACAUUUUUAUCACAAGGAAAUCCUGUUUACCUUGGGAAACAUGAUCGGGAGGUCAAUAAAGCUGGACUACCACACUCUUCAUCAGGAGAGGACAAAGUUUGCUAGAAUGGCGGUGGAGGUUGAUCUUUCUAAACCGCUGGUUCCCCGGAUUCGCCUGGAUGGAAGAUGGCAGAAGGUCGAGUUUGAGAACCUCCCGGUUGUUUGCUUUGAGUGUGGGAAGAUUGGGCACACGAAGGUCUCGUGUCCAAGUCUUUACCGGAAAGUCGACAGCCCUUCCCUAGCGUUUUCCGGCGUCGCGGUGUCCGGCAACGAUGAGGGAGAGCAAUCGGAAGUCAACGGCGGAUUCGGUCCCUGGAUGAUGGUCACGAGGAAAUCCCGGCGGAAUCCAAGGGAGUCUCCUAACAAAGGCAAGUUUGAGGAGGAUUCCCGGAUUAGCAACGGUCCUCUUAAUCACAAAGUUAGGAAAGGGGAAGAUCAAAUUAUGGGAGGUGAAAGGGACUUACCCGUUCUGCAAGAUACCCAGCCUCAAUCCCAGCGUGGUCAUGGCCAAGGAAAACAAUCAGAGAAGCCAAGAAGGAAAGUGGGGGGAAAAAGAAAAUGA